Ostreococcus lucimarinus CCE9901 is the source of this 852-nucleotide messenger RNA. RefSeq lists its product with no specific name. The transcript has a single exon. The record is from RefSeq and is a predicted model, not a curated record. Bases 1 to 852 code for a protein of 283 amino acids. NCBI's taxonomy places the organism in Eukaryota, Viridiplantae, Chlorophyta, Mamiellophyceae, Mamiellales, Bathycoccaceae.
AUGGAGGCGUCGACGACGGACGGGACGUUCGCGAGCGAGACGGCGAGCGACGGCGCGACGGGGGCGACGCGCAAACGGGAGGUGACGGUGCGCAUCUUGACGCGGGACCGGGAUUACGACCCGUUCGACGCGGACGAGAAGGCGGUGGGGUACGACGUGGAGGACGCGGUGUAUAAACCGUCGGUGAGCACGUGGGGGGUGUUCGAGCGACCGCCGGAUAUAUCGAAGACGUACGGCGGCGGACGAACCGUUAAACGGGAGGAGUUGGAGGACGAGGAGGCGAUCGCGGCGCGAAGGGCGAGAGUGGCGAAGAAAUUGGCGAAAUAUCGCGAGGAUCAGGGGAUGACGCUGACGAACGCGGAGUACGCGGAGGUGCGGGAGGUUUUGGAGCGUUCGGGCGAGGCGAUGAAGCGAGGAUACAUGCAAGACGCGCUCGAUUUGCUCGAGCCGUGGGCGCUCGAUCGCAUCGGGCAAAAGACGGAGAUGGGCGGGAGGAUAAUCUUCAACUACGCCAUCUGUCUGGACAACUUGCAGCGCCGAGAUGAGGCGUUGAAGCAGUAUCGUCGGUGCAUCGGAAACCAGUACGGAAACGUGUCCAAGCAAGCGGAUCGAAUGAUUUGGGGGAUGACGACGGCUUCCAAGAAGAUGAAAUCGGACUUAUUCGAUUACAUGGACGCCGCAAAACUAGACGCGUACGACGAGUACCUGAUCAAGAUGGCGAACGAAAAGUUUGCGGGCGAAAUCGACGAAGAAGAAGUCAAGGCGCUGAACACGCAGGCGAUGCUCACCAUGGUCGGCCUCUUCGGCGCGCCCAUGCUGUUGUUCGCAUACUUGACGACGUCGACGCAUUAA